AUGGCUUCCCUAGAGAACGCGUCAAAGGCCCCAUCAAAAAACAUCGAGGAAUUUCUCCAACGACAUCCUCAAGUCCGCACCGGCACCGCAGCAAAGGCAGAACUAGACUAUCUCCACGAACACGGCGACACAUUGUGUGUCAUAAACAAACUCUACGACAACGCGAUUCUCCACAAAGACUACGAUCCCGACUCCUUAAAACUCAUCUUUGCUUUCGCCUACGUCAACGAUGAGCAGGCAAUGGCCAAUUAUGUAGAAGACGCUGGAGAAGACGAUAGUGUCUUGUGCGAUUGUGAAGUUGGGAGGGAAGAAGGCCCGGAUCAUCAUCUUCAUGAGUUUGUGAGAGCUACGGUGCCGGAUUGUAAGGCCCACAAGGGGAAUGAUGAACCAGAUCCUGGGUGCUCCGAUUGUUGGCCGGUUUAUAGUGGAAGUAAUUGUCGGGGGGUUGAGGGAUUUUGA
Messenger RNA from Fusarium fujikuroi IMI 58289, 459 nucleotides. RefSeq lists its product as uncharacterized. The transcript has a single exon. The record is from RefSeq and is a predicted model, not a curated record. Bases 1 to 459 code for a protein of 152 amino acids. NCBI's taxonomy places the organism in Eukaryota, Fungi, Ascomycota, Sordariomycetes, Hypocreales, Nectriaceae.